AUGUCUGUUAACGAAGAUACAUUACAGAAAACAACAGAUCUGGUACUAUCAAAGAAAGAUGUUGCAGAAAAUGGAGACCAGGUGGACGAUGUCAUUGACGAAAACACUCGCUUGACUAUCAGCAAAGAAUCACCACUCUCGGAUGUUGCCACUUCUCCUCCACCAUUUGACUUGGCUUUACCAGAUUCAGAAUUGGAUCUAAAUUCAGAGUUUUUAAGCAAUAAGAAUGAAAACCCCGACGCCCAAGGUGGCGACAACCAUGGGGCGGAUCAGCAAAAUGCAAUGCAGGAAGUCAACGAGAAGAUUUUAGAUGCAUCACAGGAUCGACCAACACUGAGAACUAAUAAUGACUUUCAACUAGGUGAAAUUUCUCGCCAGCGAAAGGAUAGUUAUGAAAGCUCUGAAUUGAGUGACUUGGGCGAUGACGAAUCAGAAGCAGAGACUGAUAAGAUGGACUUUUUGGAUGAAAGGGAUGGAGAAAACCUAGUGAAGCCAACCGAUUUACAAACGUUGUCAGAGUUGACAGAGUUGGCAAGAUUGGAAGAGAUUGACGGUGACUCAGAUGAAGAGUUUGCCGAGGCCAAAGGUACAGUUAAGAAUGCAAAAGAUGGCCUUCAAAGUUCCUCCAUUAACAACAAGUUGGAGGACAUGGAAGAGUCAGAAGAUGCAAUAACGCGCAAAAGGACAGCCACAAGAGCUAACGAUGAGUAUGAAUCAGUUGGAUAUAAGAAGAUAAAGACGGACACGCCAAUUGAAUCUAGUCUUGGCGGUGUUGGUGCAGAAAACAAGGAAGAAACCAGAGAAGAGGAUACGAAAGCGGAAGAUGAGGCCAAAGAUAGUAAUGACGUGGUUGAAUUCCCCGAGAAAGUAGCUUCAAAGUCUACCGACAAGAUUGGCCACGAUGAUGAGGAUAACGAAGCAGAAGCCGAAGAUGAGGGGGAAGAAGACGAUGACGCAGAGGAGGAUGAAGAAGGAGAAUCUAGAAGAAGAGAAAAAUUGACAUCCAUAGAGCAACAAGAACACCAAGAUAAGGUAAUUACAGAUGCGGAAGAGCUAAAAGAUGCACAAGAAGCUCUCGAAAAGAGUGUUGAACAAGUCGUUGCCGAGGAAAAUGACACAGACAUUAACGAACAAAGAGAACUAGCGGUAAAAGGGUUAAUAGCUAUUGAAAAAUGUUUCGCUGAAGUGCGCGAUAAGCUAUAUGACGAUAAAUUGUCCUUGUUGGAGAAGGAAUUGCAGCUAUGUUUAGAUGGAUCUCACCCUGAGCUAUCUAAAAUAUAUCAGAAAAUCAAUGGGUUUUACCAAGACAGCUUAAACUUGGCCAAUGCAAACUUGACUUACAGAUUGAAGUGCGUGGAUAAAGAAACGAUGGCAACACGCACAUCUAUACACCAGAACUAUCUCAGAAAUAUUAUGGACACUAAAAAUGCAAUGAUAACAGAAACAACGUCAAUGUGGUACAAGAUCAACAAAGAAAGAAAUCAGCUAGAUCAAAUUGUGCCCGACUUCAACUAUGCAGCAAUACCACUGUCGAUAUUGGCUCAAGAGGAGCUACCUGUAUCGAGCUCUGGCAUCGUCACCGAAGUUAUGGGACCAGUUGCACCAAAGAUGAAGAAAGCUAUUAAACAAAGUGCAAUUGUUGAAUUGGUGCAGCAGCGAAACAACUUGAAUGAGCAAUUGGGAAUAUUAAAUGGACUAGUCAAAUUUCAUGGCUUCCCCUCAGCUGUUAGUUCCUCGAUCAAUCAAGAUGAUGUAGCGACUCGGGAGUUGCUUUUGCGGAAAGCCAGCGAGGAAGAGAUAAAUGAGGAUUUAAAAGCCAUGGGCAUACCGACGUAG
Molecule: messenger RNA, 1836 nt
Organism: Lodderomyces margitis
Lineage: Eukaryota; Fungi; Ascomycota; Pichiomycetes; Serinales; Debaryomycetaceae
Product: Rpd3L histone deacetylase complex subunit
Exons: 1
Coding region: 1-1836 (611 amino acids)
Biological process (GO): negative regulation of transcription by RNA polymerase II
Cellular component (GO): Sin3-type complex
Molecular function (GO): histone deacetylase binding
Source: RefSeq, a predicted model, not a curated record